UGCUCUCGCUGUCACGCAUCGCGUCGGUGAAACGAACGGGGCACCAUACACACAUACGUACCAAUUUAUAUAAUCCGCUAAUUUGGCUGCAAUUUUUUUUUUUUUCAUAAGCAACUUCAUAAUGUAAUAAUUCGGGCCCGAAAAAAAACAUUGUAACCGAUGUCUCCUGCGGAUUCGUGUGUGUAAUCGGUGAAGUGUAAAUGACAGGAUUUACCGCGCGAGAGCUUAUCACUCGAUCGUUUUAUCAUGAAUCAAGGGAGCUGAAACAGAUGAUCAUCGUAAUGCUGAGAGACUUUAAUGGAGACUUUGGAUUGACAUGAAGAACAUAAUUUUCAUCAUUUUACUCGCACUAAGUUCACAACUUCACUGGACGUCAGGACAAUUGAUUCGAGACACAAGGUGCUUUUUGGAAAAUGGAGCGACGGCGGCUCACCUCUUCGUGUCCGAGGAUAUGAAGGUCGGCGAGAUCGUCGGUCCUCUGGCUGUUCUCGGCGAUCCCGGCCCCAAAGGCGACAUCGAGCUGCGACUCAAAGAGUUCGACAGUCCCGUGGUGUUUUCGCCCUAUUCUCGAAAUCUCACCCUCGCGAGGCCCCUCGACAAGGAAGGUAUCGACGGACCCGCCAGUGUUUACGUUAAUGUCAUAUGCGAACGCAAACAGACUCUCGAUCCCGGCUUCAUUAUUCCUGUGAACAUACGAGUAACCGAUGCUAACGACAAUGCGCCUCAGUUCAUCAAUGCUCCAUACGUUCUCAACAUAUCUGAGGUCACGGUCGUUGGCACCAGAGUUCUUCAAGGCGUCAGAGCAAUCGACGCCGAUCAACCGGGACCUUACUCGACAGUACAAUAUAGUAUCCUCGAUGGGCCCCAUUCGGAUUUUUUCAUUUUUGCAAACGCACUAGAAGGUACACUAGUAUUAAGAAAACCACUGGAUUACGAAACUCUGAGUAAUUUUUCCGUUGGGAUAAAAGCCCAGGACCAGGGAAAUCCACCACAGUCUUCCACCACAGUCCUCUACGUGAACGUGAUCGACGCGGACGAUCAAAAUCCUGUGUUCCUCAAUGAUCAGUACCGCAUCAGUGUUCCGUUACACAUAAAAACCAGAAAAAUCCUCCGAGUGGAUCCUGCUCCCAUCAAAGCCGUGGAUCAGGACGUCGGUAUCGGUUCGCCCGUGAGAUAUUCCAUUCAAGGGGGUAUUUUACCAUUUCUCACGCUGAAUCCGGAAACCGCCGAUAUUGUCAUAAAUCGACCUUUGCAAGAUCACGAACUCAUUUCAGGAGCUACGCUUGUGAUAAAGGCUACUCAGAUCGACAACUCCGAUCGUUACACCCUGGCUACCGUCGUCGUAACUCGCGAAGGAAGCGAAGAUGAUAUUUUGACGAACGGUUUUAUAGAGGGCCGAAUACCCGUGAGAUUCGUAUUGAAAGACUACCACGCGAGUAUUCCUGAGAAUACUCCAUCUGGAAGUAUUAUUCUCACGACGGGUGUUAAUAAAAUUGAUCCAAAUCUGAAAUUCUGGUUAGCUGGAGCCGACGAAGACAUGGAACGAUUUGCCAUAACAAAUUCUGGAGAAUUGAUCCUGAAAGGAACCUUAGAUUACGAACGGCGAAUUCAACAUAGUUUUCUAGUUCACGUUACGGAUAAACAUAAUAACGACACUGCCAGGGUUAAUGUUUCCAUUGAAGAUGUCAACGAGUGGGAACCUAGAUUUCGUCAUCCAAGAUACGAAUUUCACGCAAGAACUUUAAGAGAAGGAUCGAUAGUUGGGAGGCUCGAAGCUGCUGAUGGCGACAGAGGAGAUCGGGUUUUUUUAACUUUGAGAGGACCCGAUGCUCGCUCUUUUGAAAUUCGUGACAACGGAGAAUUGAUAUUGAGAUCGGUGGAACCGUUAAAUGGUACCAUAGCUCGUUUGGUCGCGAUUGCCUCAGAUACUGGAAAACCUACUAGAUCAACUAUGAUACCUGUGAUAGUUCAUUUACCAAAUACCGGAACCAUCCUUGAGGCGGCUCGGACUGCUCCAACUUGGCUUGGGAGUAGUGUAUUACUGGUGGCUGUAUUCGGCGCCGUACUCGGUCUUCUUGGAGUAGUUAUAUUGAUUCUUAUAUUAUAUAUUUACAAACACAGACGACCGAAAGGCGAGGGAUCGGUAAAUUCGGCGGCCCUCGGUUGUAAAGAAAAAUCUCCGGUUCCUUCGGCCCUGAAUCCAACGCCGCAGAUACUCGGGGCCAGCAUUUUACGCGACACUCUGGAAGUAACUCAGGAACAUCAUUUCGAGUCUCACGACAUCGAUAAUCCUGUCUUUGGGGAUGACAGCGACAGUUACAACGCAACCAGAAGAACGAAUAGGCAAAUUUUAUUUUAUCCAAGGCACAAGAUAGCACCCGCGUCCGAGCCGCCGGCUCUGUCGGCCACGUCCAACAUACCGAACGUCGGCGGCCUCGUGCAGAACAUGAACGACCUGAGCGCCCGCAACAAUCUCAACAACGUCGAGUCGGCCUCUCAGAGCUCGUCCACCUUCUCGGGCGAUCCGCCGGACUCGUUGGCGCCCACCUGGCCCGAGGAGUACGUGUCGAGGCGAGUGAAGAAGCUCUCCUGGAACGACGACGACAGAACCGCGAGCAACGAGAACGCCGCGACCGAGACUCGAGCCGCGCCUUACGAAUCCAACGAGGAACAUCUCAAUUUAACCGUUUACUUUUGAGCUUCCACACGAGAAAUUGAAUG
Molecule: messenger RNA, 2721 nt
Organism: Trichogramma pretiosum
Lineage: Eukaryota; Metazoa; Arthropoda; Insecta; Hymenoptera; Trichogrammatidae
Gene: Cad96Cb
Product: protocadherin Fat 4
Exons: 18
Coding region: 317-2698 (793 amino acids)
Biological process (GO): homophilic cell-cell adhesion
Cellular component (GO): plasma membrane
Molecular function (GO): calcium ion binding
Source: RefSeq, a predicted model, not a curated record